AUGAGUCAUGGCAACACAGUAAUCUACAUUAUUUUUGUAGUCACUUCUGCUGGAGACUCCUCACAAUCUACACUGAAUCGCCCACCUUUGCGUUCAACACGGCGGAAGACCUUGAGUGGCACAGCCACAGAAUCUUUAGAUCAGAAGUCUUUGCCAACUUCUCGAAAACGAAAUGCAUCCCCUCUGGUUAAAGAGGAGGAAGAAGUGUCACAGACAACAUCGGCCAUAAUAACUCAAACCCCAGUUAAGAAGUCAUUGACAUCUCCACGAAGAAGAAAGACAUCCCCCCAGGUUAAAGAACAAGAGGACGUGAAACAAACUUUUUCGGUCACACUUCAAACUCCAGAUAAGACGUCUUCGAUGUCACCUCGAAAAUGCAAGGCUUCCCCCCAGGUUAAAGACAAGGAGGCGAAGCAAACAUCUUCAGUUAUUCAAAGCCCAUCCAAAUGCAAAGCCAGGAAGCGUGUGUGCAUUGUUGAGCCUGUCCCGGAGGGUACAGUGGUUUGUGACCAGUCCAGCAAAAAAUGGAAGCUGGUUGAACUUCUGUGGCAUACAGAAUUAGAUCUGACAUAUGCAGUGUGCCAGGCAAAUCAGCACGCAGACUCAAAUGAAUGCAAGUACAUGUUGCGACUGGGUGCUAAAGAGGGACAGCUGUUUAAUGAACAGAACUUCCAUCUGAGAGCAGCCAAACCUGAUGCAGUGGAGAAAUGGUUGAAAUUGCACAAGCUGGACUUCCUUGGGAUUCCCUCCUGUGUAGGGUUUGGUCUUCAUGAAGCAUAUAGGUAUGUGGGUUUGUGUCCUUUUGUUCAGAAACUUUUAUAGAA
Messenger RNA from Sinocyclocheilus rhinocerous, 824 nucleotides. Its product is annotated as inactive serine/threonine-protein kinase VRK3-like. The coding region runs from base 1 to 822 and encodes 273 amino acids. The record is from RefSeq and is a predicted model, not a curated record. The transcript has 8 exons. Lineage: Eukaryota; Metazoa; Chordata; Actinopteri; Cypriniformes; Cyprinidae.